This is a messenger RNA of Meira miltonrushii, 1528 nucleotides long. RefSeq names its product WD40 repeat-like protein. Gene Ontology annotation, cellular component: preribosome, large subunit precursor. Gene Ontology annotation, biological process: ribosome biogenesis. Gene Ontology annotation, molecular function: protein binding. The transcript has a single exon. Bases 34 to 1482 code for a protein of 482 amino acids. NCBI's taxonomy places the organism in Eukaryota, Fungi, Basidiomycota, Exobasidiomycetes, Exobasidiales, Brachybasidiaceae. The record is from RefSeq and is a predicted model, not a curated record.
AUUCUUCUUGGUGAUCCUCUUAACAUCAUCAAAAUGGCAUCCUCAUCGACAGGACCAUCAGGUACAAUGGUGGAAAGUACACCUAUACGUCAAGUACCGAUCAAAUUGCGUACGUCUCAAAGUACGUUAAGCAUUCCUGAUGUGCCAUACUUAGUGCCUACAACAUGGCGUAGAACACAACUUUCAACAUUGGUCAACAGGCUGUUACAACAGGGUGUCAAUGAUGAAGACACUGCAGCAGCAACAAAGAGUAUCCCAUUCGAUUUCAUUAUUGAUGGUCAAUUAUUAAGAGUAUCUUUAGAUCAAUACCUACAAAGUAAAGAAUUAACGGAAGAAAGUACAUUGGAAAUCGAAUAUGUUCGAAGUACUCUACCGCCCACUUUCACAGCCGCUUUCGAACAUGAUGAUUGGAUCGGUGGCAUUGAUGCAUCAAGAAAAGGAUACUUCUUAACUUCUUCAUACGAUGGAACAUUACGUGUUUAUGGAUCUUCGGCUACAGAAAAACCAAUCAAUACAUUCAGACCAACGGAAACUGCUUCUUUAACAAACGUAUGUUGGCUAAACGAUUCGCCUUCUUCUUCUCGAUUGGCUGUUGCAGGUAUGGAUGGAGCUUUACGCAUUUGCAAUCUACCCACUGCAGAAGCUGGAGAGGAGGUUUUACCUGCUUCUCUUGAAUCACUCUCGUAUACAAAUGCAUUCGAUACGACCAUGCCUUUAUCUUCCGUUUCAGUCAAUAGCAUCGGCGAUACUUUGGCAACAGCUGGUUGGGAUGGAUGUGUAGCAAUUUGGGACGCAGCACAAUCGGGUGAUGUUGACGGGGACGAUGACCGGACAUCAAAGCGCAGAAAAGGCGUAAAGGGUAGCUCUGUUGCGGGCAAGGUACCAUCAAAGAAGCCACUUUCGCUGCUGUGGCAUUCAACACCAGUUUCCGGAUUAGAAAGGAUGCCAAACACAAAUGCAAGAUUGGCAAAUGCGGUUUGGAACGAAAAGCGAUCUGUAAUUUCUGCUGGUUGGGAUGGUGCAGUUAGAGGAUGGGAUAUAAGUACAGCAAGUUGCACGUCCACUAAAACAUCGGAUAAAGUAAUCCUUGCACUUGAUGCAAUGUCAGGACAAGAUCUUGCCGUUACAGGACAAAUGGAUCGUACGGCCGCUUUGUGGGAUUUACGAUCACAAACGACAAAUAUUUCCUUAUCUUUUGCUCAUUCUGCACCUGUUGGAUCCGUUCGUGCUCAUCCUACGUCCUCCUUGCUGUUUGUUUCUGGAUCGUAUGAUGGUUUGGUACGAUUGUGGGACACACGUUCUCCUAGGGCUCCUCUAUUUUCUCUUGUGAGACCUAGUGGCGAUAUGCAGGAUGCCGAACAAAAGAAGAAGAUUUUGGCUUUAGAUUGGGAUCCAACCGGUCAAACAGUUGUUGCUGGAGGAGAAGAUUGUAGAUUGACAGUUCAUCAUGGUCAUGGCAUUGGCCGGGAAGAUUCUGCUUAGAUCAAUCACGUAAAAGUGAACAGCUAUUGAGAACUUUCUUUAAUGC